CAAGGAUGAGGAGGAACAGUUUGCGCAGGCGUUUCGGGUGCCGUACGAUGACCCAAAGGGGAAACGCGUGGAUCGUUUCGUGAGCUUCUGUAAUAAGUGCGUUAAAAUGUGGAAUCCGGCAAAGUAUUAUGCAUUGUACUCAUCAAUAGUGCAGUCAAGCGGCACUGGUAAAUCGAGACUACUUGCGGAAGUCGCUAAGAAACGAUAUGUCAUUUACUGCUGUCUCCGAGGUCCUGGUAGCACAGGUUACCUCCCAAGUUCGCCCAUUCGGCGUAAGCUUAUCACAGAUGCUCAAGCAACAGAUCAUCGAAAAUGGCCAAGUGAAAGACUCUACGUCUCCUUCUUGGUUGCUGCCAUCGAA
Paraglomus occultum is the source of this 361-nucleotide messenger RNA. Lineage: Eukaryota; Fungi; Glomeromycota; Glomeromycetes; Paraglomerales; Paraglomeraceae. The record is from the annotation of a GenBank genome assembly.